Messenger RNA from Tetrahymena thermophila SB210, 5676 nucleotides. RefSeq names its product cation channel family protein. The transcript is spliced from 24 exons. NCBI's taxonomy places the organism in Eukaryota, Ciliophora, Oligohymenophorea, Hymenostomatida, Tetrahymenidae. The record is from RefSeq and is a predicted model, not a curated record. Gene Ontology annotation, molecular function: zinc ion binding; nucleic acid binding.
AUGGAUUAAAAGUUAGAAACAUCAAAUAGAUUUAAGAAAUAAGUUCCAACUCUAUUCUACUAAUAAAUGUGCAGUGAUGAAAAUAAAUAUUAAGAAUUAGAAAUAAAAGACAUUUAUGUAGAUAGGCUUUGCUAAAGACAGUUGUUUGAAUUAUAAAUAAAUUAACCAUAAAAAAUCCAUGAUGGAGAUAAAGAGAUAUCAUAUAAAAGUUUUUAAGCAGAUGUAAAUGAAUCCUUACAGAAAUCUUUAAAGGAUAUUAAUAACAAUUAAUCUUUAAUUAAGAGUCAAUAAGCACUUACAUCAUUCAACAUGAAUUAGAUCCCUUAGGAUGAAUAAAUAGAUUAUUAGCCUAAGUCAAAUAAACAUAAGCAUCAUUAUGAAGAAAGUAAAACAACUUCAAAGUAAAAUAGUAAGAAGAAGUUGUUUUAAUAUGAAGAAAAUAAUAGAGAAAGUUCAAGCAAAAAUGAAUCAGAAAAAGAAAGUAGUAAUUUUUCAGAACUUAAUUAGCGAAUUUCUUCAAAUUCAAAAAAUUUUGAAGGCCAAAAAGAAAAUUAAAAUUAAUUAUCUAAUAUGGAUAUUAAUAACAGCUAAAAGAGCUAAAGUCAAAUAGCUAUAUAAGAUGAAAUGAUUUAUGAAAAAGAUCUCAAAGUGCUUGGAACAAAAAUAAAUACAGCUGUGAAAAUUUAAUAUUUUAAUAAAUAAGAAACAAUGGUGAUCAUGAGAAUCAGAUAAAAUGUCAAAACCUUUAUUUAUAACCUAAAAAUAAGGCAUUCAAAUAGAAAGUUAGAUGACUUAAGCGAAAAAGAAUACUAAAAUAUUAAUGAUUUAUCUCAUUUUUAUCGCCAAAAAGAUUAGAUUCACAAAAGCUUUAAGAUAUUCCUAGUAUUUAGUAAAAUUUUAAAGAAAACUUAAAAAUUAGCAAUUUUCAUGCCGACUGACACCUCAAGAGUCAUCUGGGAUUUAGUUUAAGUUGUUUUUACCUAUACAUUUUUUUAUUUAUAUUCAAUCAUUAUUUUUUUUGAUUAAAAUGAUUUUGAUACCAAUUUCAUUCAACAAAUAAGCUUUUAUGCAUUUGUUUUUUUCUUGCUUGAUAUAUUAGUCAAUUUGAAUACAGCCUUUUUUGACAAAGACAUCAUCAUUACUAGGCGUAAGCUAAUUGCAAAGUAGUAUAUUUUAUCAUCAAUAUUUAUCACUGAUUUGAUAAGUAUGUUUAUACUUGGUUCUAAAGUCAUCUACUCAAACUCCUUUAUUAGCAACAAUACAAAUCAGAACCUCUUUUUAUUUGGCUUAAAUUUACUUAUUUUCCUAAAAGGAAACGGAAUAUCCUCCAGUGUUAUAACAGUUGCUCAUAUAGCUGCUAUAGGAUGGUAUUUUGUUGGCAUUUCAGAAUCAAAUAAUAAUCAAAAUAAUUGGCUUGAUAAGCUUAGUAUUUCAUCCUAUACAUACUAUUAAAAAUACAUAUAUUCUAUUUACUGGUCGAUUACAACUAUGACAACAGUUGGAUACGGAGAUAUUUCAGCUUCAAAUUCCGCAGAGGCACUUUAUAUAACAAUUACAAUGAUCUUGUUUAGUUGUGUUUUUGCAUAUUCUAUUAAUAAUAUAGGUUUUAUAUUACAAGAAAUAGAAAAGUCUUCAAAAUAGCUAAAUGAUGACAUUACUACAAUACAAAGGUAUCUUAUAAGAAAGGAUGUGAAUAUUUAACUCAAAAGUAGGGUCAGACACUACUUAUCUUUUUUAGCGUAGGAGCAAAAAGAUAGGGAUAAAUAAUAAGAAGAUAAAAUACUCUCUGUCCUCUCAAAUAAGCUUAGAGAUGAAAUCACCCAAGAAAUAAACUCUAAAAUUUUAAAUAACUACCUCAUUUUUAGUUCUAAUUUUUCUUAGUCUACUUUAAAUAAACUAAUAUUUAUCAUGUAAGAGAUUUUAGUAAAUCCAAAUGAGGUAAUAAUAACUGAAGGCUAGUCUGAUGACUCUUCAAUAUAUUUCAUUCAAAACGGAAUAAUUGAGAUUUAUCAGUAAUAAAUUUAAAAAUAAAAUAUGAUAACAGUUGUAAAAACAUUGACAAAAGGGUAAAUUUUUGGUGAAAUUUCUUUUUUUUCUGGUCUUUAGAGACAAUCAUCAGCAAGAAGUGUGAAUUUAUCGACUCUUUAUAAAAUCAACAGAGAAGAGUUUAUAGAAAUAUUAAAAGAAAACACAGAAGAUUUCGAGAGGUUUAAAAUGAUGCAGGAUUAAAUCAUAUUUCAAAAAGAUAUAACUAUUACUCAUUCUGAAUGCUAUAGCUGUAAAAACAGUGGUCACUUAGCUAAUUAAUGUCCUAGAACUCAUAAAUAUUUUGAUAAAUAAUUUACUAUUUUGAAACAAAACUUUUCUAUGUUUUAAGAAAGACUUUUUAAAGAAAGAGUAACCAUAAAAUCUAAAUUUAAUGCUAAGAUAUUAUGGAAAAAAAAUUAAGGAAUAGUUUUAAGGUUAAAGCAAAGUAUUCAAAAAGAAGAUGAUGAGAUGUAUUAAAUGUUUACUAAUGAAGAAAAUUUUAAUACUGACUAUUCAUAAUCUUAAUUUGAUAAUGAGGAUAAUUAAGAUGAUGAAGAAGAAGACUCAUAAAGUUAAACCACAAUCCAGUUUGAUGAUAAAGAAAAUGAAAUUAACAUUAAAAAAAUAUAAUAAUAAUUGGAGAAAGCGGAAAAGUAGGUAAAAACCAUGAACUAAUUUAAUUCUAAUUUGACAAAUUGCGAAGAUGCUGAGUAAUUAGCGAGUCUAGAAAACUAAAUAUAAAAUUUGAAUUCAAAUUUUAUCUACGAAAAUCAAGAUUUUGCUAGAGCUAAAUCUAAUACGUUGAAUUCAUAAGGAAUAUCAAAGUCAUUUGAAGCAUCUGGUAGUAUCGAUACAAUUAACUAAGAUUUUUAAAGCAGUUAACAGAAAUCAAUUAGAGCAAUUUACAAAAAGGAUACAAAAAUUGAAAUAUAACCAUCACUUCUAAGCUAAGAUGACUACGAUGAUGGGCAAAAUUCCAAUAAAUCGAAAAAAUUUGAUAAAUAGAAAUAAAUGACAAUAAAUGCUCAAUUCACAGAUUAUUUAAAAAGUUAGAUGAAAUAUGGUCCUUACUAUAGUAAUUUAAAUAAGCACAUUUAGAAAUAGGUAUCAAAUCAAUCAGUUGAUGAUAACUCAUAAUACCAGUAAACAACAGAUAUUCCGAUAUUGCCUAUCAAUAAAAUUGAUAAUAAUUAGAGAAAAUCUAAAACUAAUCAUUUUAACUCACCUAAAAAGAACUCUUACAAGAAAAGUUUAAUUUAAAAUUAAAGUUAAAAAGAAUUGAGGUCUUCUGUUGAAUAAAUGUUGCUACAGAAUAUUGUUUAAAUGGGUCUAACGUCAGAUAAAAGGAAUUCUGGAUCUCAGAAUAAGAGUAAUGAAAGCAAUUUUAAUUAUGAUAAAAAUGGAAAAAUUUAAAACUCAAGUAGGUCAAUAAGGGAUAACAACUAAUAAAAAUCAAAUCAGUAUUUGUCCCCAAAAAAUAAUAAUUAAAAUUAAGGUAUAAAUUAAGACUAGAAUAAAUAAUUACAAUAACAACUUAAUGAAAAAAUGAAUAACCCAAAUUAAAAUGAAAAUCAAUAGCUUUUUGAAAAGGUUAGUAAAUUACUUUAAAAUAUGUAGUUACCUCUUUUGCUUUAGCUAACAAAUGGUAAAAGCUUAUUACAAGACUCUUAGUUUAUAUAGUCAAAUUCAAUUGAUUAUUUUGAUAAGAUUCAACAAUUUAAAAAAUUUUAUCCUGAGAAUAAUUUUGAUAAAGUGCUUCACAAGUUAAAAGCUGUGUAGCAAGAAUAAAAGAAAUAAAAAAAGAUGAAAUUAGCUUCAAAAGAGCGUCGCUAAAAUAUAGGAUUUGGUAAUACAAUAAGAGUCUCUAUAUUCUAAGGAAACGCAAAUAUUAUUAGGUUCUAACCUUUAGAUUAUGAUAUCAAUCUAUAUAAACCAACUUAUCUAUCUUAUGGAACCAAAAUGCAGAAAGGUGUCAACUACCCUUUAAAUAUGCUUUCUAAAAAUACGGAGAAUGCCUAUUUCGAUUACUUAUUUUUAAAACUUUAUUAAAUUACAAAGAAUUAUAAUCUCUUAUUAUUAAUAAAUUUCAUUUAACAUAUUUAUAAAAUUGACAAUAUUCACUUUCCUAUAAACAGUGAUAAUAGUAUUAGAGAUUACUUUGGGUUCCAUAUUGGAUAUGUUCUACUUAAUCUGAAUCAGAUCUUAAAGCUUGAAGUUAAUUUAAGAUCUAACUUAAUCCAUUCCUAAGGAGUUAUAGAAUUGAGUAAAGGUUUAAAAAAGUGUUAGAUUAUUCAUACCUUACUGUUAAAGUUAAGCAAUAAUCCUAUAGAUGAUUUUGGAAUUAUUAAUUUAUGUUCCUCAAUAAAUAGUUAUGGUAACUUAAAUUACUUGCUUCUUGAUUUAAUUAGCACCUAAAUUACUUCAAAAACUGCAAAAUAUUUAAUCAACGAUCAUUCUAAUUGGGAUAAUUUAGAUACUUUAAUACUUUGCCUAAGUUUCAACAAAAUUGGUGAUUAAGGAGUUUCUGAAUUAGGGUCUGCUUUGAAAAACUUAAAAAAAGUAUCAUCUUUAGAACUUUAUUUAAGAGAUACUGGAAUUAAUACAAAAGGGAUUAAUACAUUUGGUUAAUACUUAGGUUAAUGCAUAUCUAUUUAAAAUCUAACUCUGAACUUAGUACAAAAUAAUAUUUGCUCAAAAGGAAAGUCUAAUUUAGGUUUUGCUUUAUCAAACUGUAUAAAUUUAUCUAGCCUAAACAUAUAUCUUCAAGAAAACUAUUUUGAGUUAUCCAAUUCUGACAAAGUUAUUAAUUAAUUUAAGUCAUACUUGAACAUUUAGAUCAAAUAAGGAGAUCCUUUAAUUUCUUCUUUAGAAAAGUGUACUAAUCUUUAAAAGUUAGAUAUUGAGUUAGGAUCAAAUAAAAUAAAUGAUUAAACUGUGAAAAGCAUUGGAAUAUCUUUAAAGAGCUUAAAUAAUUUAUCUUAUCUCAAAAUUGAGUUAAGGGAUAAUAAGAUUUCUUCAGAAGGUUUUUCUGGUCUAUGUAGUGGCUUAGAGUCUUCUAAAAAUCUUUAAGUCUUACGUCUUUUCUUGGGAAAUAACAAAAUUGAUGAUGGAGCAUUUAUAAACUUUAAGCUAAAAUAAUUAGAAAAAUUAGCUGAUUUAUCGUUAGAUUUUUAUGAAAAUAAAAUUAGUUUUAAUGGUGUUUGUAUUUUAAGCUUUGAAAUUGCAAAUUUGAAAAAUUUAUAAUCUAUUUACUUAGAUUUCAAUAAAACCUUAAUUGAUGAUUAGAGCCUAAAUCUUUUAGGGUUUAAUUUAGGAAGAUUAGCAAGUCUAAAAGAAAUAAAACUUUUCCUGAGUGAUAAUUUAAUUAGAUCAUUACCAUUAAUAACGCUAAUUCAGCCAUUAUCAUAAGUUAAAAAUCUCAAAGUUUUGCAAAUUUAUUUAAGGAAUAAAUACACAUAAAUUAGUUUCUAAAAGGAUUUAGCAAUUGCAUUUUAAAAGUUACUCAACCUAUUAUAUUUAUCACUUAUUAUUAAAGACUAUAAUAACAUAGGAAAUAGCUUAAAUUUGAUUGGUGGAGGUAUCGAUUUAAUUUAGAAUAUUAAAAAAAUGAAAAGACUUGUUUAGAAAAACAUAAAAAUAGAAUUAUGA